GCCGGGCCCUGGGGCAACGCCCCCCUCCGCCGCGCCGCGCUUUGCGCACGGCCCUUGAGCCGCGCUCAGCCGAAGUUACCUCAGGGCGGGCGGUUCCCGCCCUGGGCCGCGCCGCCUCCCGCCUGAGGAAAGCGUUGGGCGAGUCCCGGGGUGGGAUCCGGCCGCGGGUCGGUGCUGCAGGUGCCCCGCUGAAGGGGAGCGAUGGCGACCGCUCAGAAGCCAAAGAACUGUGUGAGUGCAGUUGUAUUUCCCAAUAAGAUAUGCACGGAACAGCAGUCCCUGACUCUGGUGAAGCGGCUCCUGGCCGUGGCCGUGUCCUGCAUUACGUACCUGAGAGGGAUCUUCCCUGAAAGCGCCUAUGGGACGAGAUACCUGGAUGAUCUCUGCGUCAAAAUCUUGAGGGAAGACAAAAACUGCCCCGGCUCGACUCAGCUGGUGAAAUGGAUGUUAGGAUGCUACGAUGCCUUGCAGAGGAAAUACCUAAGAAUGGUUGUCCUAGCGGUCUACACCCAUCAGGAUGAUCCUCAGACAAUUACAGAAUGUUACCACUUCAAAUUCAAGUACACCCCCAAUGGGCCGGUCCUGAAUUUCAGCAGUAAGAGCAAGGAGAGCGAUUCCCCCAUCAGCUGCGCGGACACCAAGAAGGCAAGCAUCCUCCUCAUCCGCAAGAUCUACGUUCUAAUGCAGAACUUGGGUCCGCUGCCAAACAACGUCUGCCUGACCAUGAAGCUGUUCUACUACGACGAAGUUACACCGCCUGAUUAUCAGCCCCCUGGCUUUAAGGAGGGUGAAUGCGAGGGGAUGAUAUUCGAGGGAGAGCCCAUGUAUCUGAACAUGGGCGAAGUGCCGACGCCUUUCCACAUGCUGAAAGUGAAAAUCACAACGGACAAACAGAGGAUAGAAAACUGUGAUGAAAGCAUUCUGAAGCAGAGAGAGCCCGACCUGCCCCUGCCGGUGCUCACGGGGGCUGGAGGUGAAGGAGAAGGCGGCCAGCACGUGAAGGAAGGUCCCGCAUUAGGUAAUAGAGCAGGAGAUGAUGCUCACGCAGACACUUUGGAGGCUCAAGAGGAGAAUUUUCCUUGUGGAAGGGAUGGAGUUUUGGAGGCCAGGGAGAACAGGAAUCAGUACUUUUCCAACCCUCAGGUUGAUCAUCUGGCAAGGAAGACGUCUGAGCUUAACAUGUCAGAAAGCAGGACAAGAAGUGGGAAGUUAUUCCAAGCCUACGCUGUUCCUCAGGGUGAGCUCUCGUCCAGUCAGGACGUGCUGCCAAAAAGGAGGAAAAUAAGUGAGCCAAAGGAGCAGUUCUAGACACCCAUCUCCCUGCUGCGUGCCUCGCAGGGCGCCGCUCCACACCGCUUCCUUUUUGCUGUUUAAUGUCAGUGUUCAUAUUUAAAUACCUCCCGGGGAUUUCUUGUUCUAUUGCUAGUGAAAACGUAGUGGAUUUAAGGAAAGAAGUCUGUCAGGAAGCUCAGAUGAAGAAAUCAGAAGUGAGUUUCUAUGGGGGGGUUGCAGCCCCAUCAAGAAGGACAGACAGAAUGCUGCUGCAGUUCUGAUCAAAUUUCUGGUCUUGCAGUUCUUGCUUGUCUUGGGAAACGAGCAGAGCUGGAACGGUUGGAGGUGCCUGAUUCUUUGCAUUUCUUCCAGACCAAAGUACAGGCGUCCUUCAUACCGUUAAUUACAUAUCCCAUGCCAAAUGCAGGAAGGCACAGGGCUGCAUGGGUAUCUUUAAUUGCUGGCAGCUGUUUGUCAGAAUGGCGUAAGAGGAUUUGAAGUAGGAGUGUGUAUUUCAGUGGAGUGACUCAUUGCAGGAGUUGGAAAAGGUGCUGCUGUUAUUCUACCAAAGUAACUGUUAAUUUUUGAGCUACUAUAGAACUGGAGUGAAGCUGUCUCUGUGUUGCUCGGAGCUGCUGCUCUGUUUCGGUGUGGAUAGCUGAACGUUUCUUGACACGUUUGAAUUUGUCCCAUUUUAUCACAUUAAAACAGCGUUAUUCA
Molecule: messenger RNA, 1992 nt
Organism: Numida meleagris (helmeted guineafowl)
Lineage: Eukaryota; Metazoa; Chordata; Aves; Galliformes; Numididae
Gene: HORMAD1
Product: HORMA domain containing 1
Exons: 13
Coding region: 202-1308 (368 amino acids)
Source: RefSeq, a predicted model, not a curated record